Molecule: messenger RNA, 678 nt
Organism: Trichoplusia ni (cabbage looper)
Lineage: Eukaryota; Metazoa; Arthropoda; Insecta; Lepidoptera; Noctuidae
Product: alpha carbonic anhydrase 8-like
Exons: 3
Coding region: 1-678 (225 amino acids)
Source: RefSeq, a predicted model, not a curated record
AUGGCGGUGAGGUCGCCUCGAGUUGUACUCGAGCGUGUCGCCUCGGUACGCCAGGAGGAACGAAUGGAGAUCGUCGAGCCGGCGCUUACGUCGUGCCGCUCACGGGAUAGUUCCGCAGGGCGGUGUCCGCGCUCUGACAGCGAUAAGCGGAGAAAGGUUGCUGAAGAGAACAAGCGCCUCACUGAGCGGCUGAACGCGCUCGAGGAGGCGCAGGGAAGUCCGUCGGAGAGGCGGACUGCCCCAGCGGCCCAAGAGAAGAGAGCGAUGAGCGCAUCAUGCUCGCCGAAACCGGCGCCGACGCCAGCGCCGAGACAGGCGCCGAAGCCGACCCCGAAGCCGGAUCCAAAACCGGCCAAGGGGAAGGCAGCUUAUAAGAAGACGCCGGCAACCGCGCCAAAUCAGGAGGCGACAGCCCUGGCACCAGCGCCACAAGAGCCGGUAGCGGGCACGUCGGAGACUGUGGAGGAUGGGUGGACCACGGUCUCCAAGAAGAAGAAGGCGCCUAAAACAAAGGCGCCGGAGCGCCCGGCGGCGAAGCCGGCAAAAACCCCUCCCGCCAAGAAGAAGGAGGGAAAAGCCGUCGACAAGGGGCCAAGAAGGAGUCGGGGAGGACGCGGCGGAGAAGGGGGCAACGACAGAGGCGUCUUGCCCGCACCGCUGCGUCGUCCUCACCAUUAG